Messenger RNA from Myotis lucifugus (little brown bat), 1501 nucleotides. RefSeq names its product filaggrin-like. The transcript has 3 exons. Lineage: Eukaryota; Metazoa; Chordata; Mammalia; Chiroptera; Vespertilionidae. The coding region runs from base 30 to 1040 and encodes 336 amino acids. Gene Ontology annotation, molecular function: structural molecule activity. The record is from RefSeq and is a predicted model, not a curated record.
CAGGGCUGGAUCCAGUUCCGCACACCACCAUGGGUCUACCCAUGACCAGUCAGGACACGGUUCUGGACACUCUGGUACCCAUCGAGGGCAGCAAGCCCAGCAUGGGCACUCUGAGCACUCCCAGGGACACUCAGGCUCUCAUGCCAGCGGAAGACAGGGAUCUAGUCGUGGACGGUCUGCAGACACCUCUAGACAAUCAGGCUCACAUCAUGCAGAGACAUCCUCUCGAGGACACCACGCCUCAUCCCAUGGGCAGUCAGGAUCGAGCUCAAGAGGAAGACAGCAAUCCCCGCAUGAUCAGUCACCUGACAGCCACAGACACUCGGGCACUGGACACGGACCAUCGUCUUCAGGGUCCAGGACAACCAGACGUCGGGGGUCCAGUAGCAGUCAGGCCAGCGACAGCGAAGGACACUCUGAACAUUCAGGUAGACAAUCUGGCUCAACCCGUGACAGGGCUGGAUCCAGUUCCGCACACCAACCAUGGGUCUACCCAUGACCAGUCAGGACACGGUUCUGGACACUCUGGUACCCAUCGAGGGCAGCAAGCCCAGCAUGGGCACUCUGAGCACUCCCAGGGACACUCAGGCUCUCAUGCCAGCGGAAGACAGGGAUCUAGUCAUGGACGGUCUGCAGACACCUCUAGACAAUCAGGCUCACAUCAUGCAGAGACAUCCUCUCGAGGACACCACGCCUCAUCCCAUGGGCAGUCAGGAUCAAGCUCAAGAGGAAGACAGCAAUCCCCGCAUGAGCAGUCACCCGACAGCCACAGACACUCGGGCACUGGACACGGACCAUCGUCUUCAGGAUCCAAGACAACCAGACAUCGGGGGUCCAGCAGCAGUCAGGCCAGCGACAGCAAGGCUGGAAGACCUAAAUCCAGUCAUGUGGGAUUUAGAGGCACACCUCUAUAUGGAGAAGACUUUUCAAGGUCCAAUACAUCAGAUAGUUAUAUAAACCCUGUGAUAUAUGGUCAGUCGAGUGAUAGUUUAAAGCAGCUGGGAUUUUGUCAGUCUCAACAACACUAUUAUUAUGAGUGAGAGACAAUAGAAAUAUAAUUAAUUCAAAGAGUAUGAGAAGGAACAACACAAAUUUGAAUCAAGAAUGUUUCUUUAUACUUUCACAGAGGUUAUCUUCUAUUAUCUUUUUAACAUAUUAUCCUAUUUCUCUACCUUGGUGAUUGUUUCUUCUCAUUCUCUGGGAAGGUUUUAUCUUUAUAACUAUAAAAUGAUGAAUGGAAGAAAGCAAUGUUAUGGACAGAUAAAUUAUGAAAUGUAUGAGUAUUUUGGUGGACGGGUUUAUGUAACCUUUUUUUGCGGGAUUAAAAUUUAGAACCUGUUUGAUUUUAUACUAUAAUCUUUGCCAAAAAUAAAAAGUGGAGUCAAAAUUAUAGAAACAUAGUUCCAGAGUCCAUAGCUGCUAUACUACUAUCAUGGCUCAGUACAUGUGCCUCUAUUAUGCAUCUAUUGGAACUGUGUAUUAUUCUGUACUCAUUAAAAUC